CCUCGCUUGCCGUAGGAAACGCGGAAAAACUGUGGAAAUGGUACUAGACCGUUAGAAUGCUAGCCAUUUUAGGCUGUUUAUUAUCAUGGUAAAAUGUUCGAUAAGCGGUGAUAUUUUGUCUGCUGACGAGGGAGGAUGUGGAGGGGAUGUGGCUAAAUAAUGGGUAACGUUUUUGGGAGAAAGAGUCGACCUUCUCGUGUAACGGAACAAGACAAAGCCAUUUUGCAACUGAAACAGCAGAGAGACAAGCUGAAACAGUACCAAAAGAGAAUCACCCUGCAGCUGGAGAAAGAGCGACUUCUGGCAAAGCAGUUGCUAAAAGAUGGCAGGAAAGAAAAGGCACUGCUGCUUCUUAAGAAAAAGCGAUAUCAGGAUCAGCUAUUAGACAAGACUGAAAAUCAGAUUUCAAACCUUGAACGCAUGGUUCAAGAUAUAGAGUUCAUGCAAAUUGAGAUGAAAGUCAUUGAAGGGCUCAAAGUUGGCAACGAUUGUCUGAAGAGCAUGCACGAGAUCAUGUCAGUUGAAGAUGUGGAGAGAAUCCUGGAUGAGACCCAGGAGUCAAUUGAAUAUCAAAGGCAAAUAGAUGAAAUGCUGGCUGGAGCCCUGACACAAGAGGACGAAGACGCUGUUUUAGCUGAGCUGGAAGCUAUCACUCAGGGAGACGAUGUAGCACUACCAGAGGUCCCCACUGAGCCAGUACCGGAUGUUCCAGAGGCAGUUAAAGCUGAACCAGAGAGGAGAGAAGCAAAGAACAAGCGAGACAAAGAGAUGCUGGCAGCCUAACAGACUGAAUUUGUGACUUGGAGUCUUUGUACUGAUCUGUCCAUUUUAAGUAUUUCAUUUUAAAUUGCGACAUUUGAGCAGCUUCAUGCAUUUCACAGGAUCAGCACUGUGUCUGUACUCCGGUUCACUGACCCUCCCUGAAGUAUCUUCUUAAAGGAAGUGAAAUGUUCUAAUGCUCUGUGUCUGACUUGAUGUAACAGAAGGAGACAACAUUUUUUUUUUAGAUGUUUUCCAUGUGAAUUUCAGUUGUUUUACAUAGUAAAUUGAGCUCUGGCAAUAAUAUGUUUUCUUAGCUUUUUGUUUCAUAAACUGAUUUAUAAUUUUUUAAAAAGUUCAAUGGCUCUCUUGUCCCAGAGUAUCAUAAUAUUUUAUUCACAUAUUCAGUUAGUGUAUCACGCUUUCUCCAGAAGGGGGCACUCCGUGCUAGUUUAUUUUUUGCACUCAGCAGUACACAAAACAGGUGUCUUCGUGCACAUCCCAUCAGUAAAGUAUGUGUGUUUGUG
This is a messenger RNA of Scatophagus argus, 1286 nucleotides long. Its product is annotated as charged multivesicular body protein 6-like. Gene Ontology annotation, biological process: vesicle budding from membrane; late endosome to vacuole transport via multivesicular body sorting pathway. Bases 160 to 783 code for a protein of 207 amino acids. Gene Ontology annotation, cellular component: multivesicular body; ESCRT III complex. NCBI's taxonomy places the organism in Eukaryota, Metazoa, Chordata, Actinopteri, Scatophagidae. The transcript has 8 exons. The record is from RefSeq and is a predicted model, not a curated record.